AUGGAAAUGAAGAUGAUUGAUACUGCUAGUGGAAGGGCUCUUGUAAACAUGAUUCCCCAAAGAGCUAGGGAAUUAAUUUCGACUAUAGCUGCAAAUUCUCAACAGUAUCGACCACCUAUAGAACCUACGAAAAGGAUUCAUGAGCUAAGUACUCCUUCCAUAGCAAAUAAGAUUGAUGAACUUAAUAAUGUGGUUAAAAAUAUGCUUGCAAGAAAGACGAACCCAACUCAAUUCUAUGGGACUUAUGCUAAGCUUGAUCAUCGUACAGACUCGUACUCGAUUUUACUUGAGGAUACAACUGCACAAGUAGAUGUCGUUGGGAACUUCCAAGAGCCACCUCAAAGAAGUUAUGACCUAUAUUUGAACAUGUACAAUGCAGGGUGGAGGGACCACCCAAAUCUAAGCUAUGGAUCGAACCCUCAAUACAAUCAACAAUAUCAAUCAAGACCACCCCUACCUCAACAAUAUCAACCUCCAAAGUCAUCUCUCAAAACCAUAAUAGAAUUCUUAUUCGUUAGCAUUGAAAAGUUCCAACAAAAGACAAAAGCGCAUCUCCCAGAAAUGGAUCAUCAAAUAAGUAAGUUAGCUCUUACAUUUAGAUGUUUGGAAAACCAAGGAAAAUUACCAUCUCAAACUGAGCUGAAUCAAUGUCCAAAUGCAAGUGCUGUGACCGUAAAGGAUAGGAAAGAGUCAAAACUAGUGCUUAGCAUGAGUCGUGACCACGAUGUUGAACAGGAAGCUGAACCAGCAGCUCCCACUAGACCAGUGCCUCAGAAACCAUUUGUUGUACCUUCUCCAUACCCUGGAAGGUUCGCCCAAGUUAAAAAGGAACAAGAGGAAAAAGAAAUCCUUAAGACAUUCCAAAAGGUGGAAAUUAAUAUUCCUUAUACUUGA
Messenger RNA from Gossypium arboreum, 894 nucleotides. RefSeq lists its product as uncharacterized. The record is from RefSeq and is a predicted model, not a curated record. NCBI's taxonomy places the organism in Eukaryota, Viridiplantae, Streptophyta, Magnoliopsida, Malvales, Malvaceae. The transcript has a single exon. The coding region runs from base 1 to 894 and encodes 297 amino acids.